AUGGCUGGUAUACCUCCGUUCCCGUCAUUCGACAUAGAAGCCGAUAAAUCUAGCGCUGCCCACAGAUGGAACAAGUGGGUGGGGAGACUGGAAAAUUUGCUCGUGGGGCUAAACAUUACAAAUGACGGCAGAAAGCGAGCUUUGUUACUGCACUAUGCUGGUGAAAGAGUUUAUGACAUAUAUGACGCUGAAAAAGGGGACACUGGUACAAAUUAUGACGAAACUAAAAAAGUUAUCACCGACUAUUUCGCCCCAAAAGUAAACAAACAAAUGGAAAUCUAUAAAUUCAGGGCUUGUAAACAAAGUGAAAGUCAAUCUCUAGAUGAAUAUGUCACAGAAUUGCGGAUGCUGGCUAAAAACUGUGAAUUUGCUGACACUGAAGAAGAAAUAUUGCAACAAAUAAUUCAAAACUGCAAAUCAAGUAGACUGCGUCGAAGAGCCCUCCGUGAUAAUUGCAAAACACUGACCGACAUCAUUUCACUAGGACGCUCAUUGGAAAUUUCAGAUGAGCAAGCUGCUGCUAUGGAAUCUCCUAAACCGGCAGACAUAAAUAAGGUCAAAACAUCACAAGACGUACCAUAUCGUGGACGAAGAUGCGCAAGAAGACCUACAAGAGGUGGUCAACAGUUUCGCCCAAGAAAUACUGAAACUACAAAAUGCAGAAAUUGUGGAGGAAGAUACCCUCACAAUGGACAAUGUCCAGCACGUGGCAAAACCUGCAACUUUUGUAAAAAGCCAAAUCACUUCAUGACAGUGUGCCGAAAAAAGCAAAAGGACCCAGAAGUUAGACAAAUUGAAAAGAAAACUGAUUCUUGUUCAUCAGAUGAUGAUUAUUGCUAUGCUUUAAAGUCCAACGUGUCGAAAACACCAAAAUCAAAUGUAAAAAUCAACGACGUGCAGGUGAAUGUAUUGGUAGACAGUGGCGCUUCGGUGAAUAUUCUUGAUGAAAAUACCUACAGCAUAAUUGGUAAACCUAAACUGUCAAACAGAAAUUUGCCUAAAUUAUUACCAUACGGCAGCCAAUCACCUUUGAAAAUAAUCGGAAAAUGCAAACUAACAAUUGAAAAACAAAAAAUCAUCAGCGUCGAGACAUUCUACAUUGUACAGGGCAGACAUGGAAGCCUUAUCAGCUAUCAAACAGCAUGCAAUUUAAAUAUUAUCGAAAUAGUCAAUCAAAUACAAGAAAACAAACAAGAAGAUGUGAAGCAAGACAAAUAUCCAAAUCUUUUCAAAGGGAUAGGAAACUUCAAGACAACCAUGCAACAAUAA
Molecule: messenger RNA, 1269 nt
Organism: Ruditapes philippinarum (Manila clam)
Lineage: Eukaryota; Metazoa; Mollusca; Bivalvia; Venerida; Veneridae
Exons: 1
Coding region: 1-1269 (422 amino acids)
Biological process (GO): proteolysis
Molecular function (GO): aspartic-type endopeptidase activity
Source: RefSeq, a predicted model, not a curated record